Messenger RNA from Rhea pennata, 1550 nucleotides. Its product is annotated as collagen alpha-1(I) chain-like. The record is from RefSeq and is a predicted model, not a curated record. NCBI's taxonomy places the organism in Eukaryota, Metazoa, Chordata, Aves, Rheiformes, Rheidae. The transcript is spliced from 4 exons. The coding region runs from base 53 to 508 and encodes 151 amino acids.
CGCGGCCCAGCCGAGCGCCGCCGCCUGCCCCGGGCUGAGGCCGCGGCAGAAAAUGGCGGGCGCGGAGGGCGCGGAGGGCGCGGAGGGCGCGGGGCCUGGGCUGGGGGCCGCCGCCGCCGGUUGUGCGUCUCGGAGGUGUAAGGAGGCUGCGGGGCGCCGCGGCCCGGCACCAGGUCGCUUUGCUGUGAUGGCUCCCUCCAUGCAUCCCGCGGAAGAGCAGCCAGGCUCUGAGAGAAAAUACGCCAGGCUACCAAAGCCCUGCAGCCUCCCGGAGCCCGCGGAGAAGGGGCAAGGAGCGCUAGCAAGCUCAGGCUGGAUUGAUGCACCCUGUUCACCUGCUCCGCAAGGAGUCGCGAAUCCAGAGGGAGGGCUGGCUAUGAGGCGCUCGCAUUUUGCAGUUACUUUCCCGAAAGUCCUGCUCUGCUGCCAGAGCUGUCACCCUGAUAUCAGAAGACACUCUGGGUUGAGACAUUCCACAACUGUGACCUGUGCCCUCUGUAGAUUGUGAACAUUUUUAUUUUCAUUGGGAUUUCAUGGUGUUUUUUGGAAGAGUGAGCUCUGACUGGAGUGUCCAGGCUGAAUGCUGUUAGGGUUAUCUUCUAGCUAAUCUCCUGCUGAAGUUUCUUCUAUACUUUCUGUUCUAUAUACUCUGUGCCCUGAACUGUUAAUAUGAACUGUUAAUAUGUGUUCCAUUUCGGAAAUGGUUACAGCAGGAAACAAAAUGUUUGUGGAAAAGUGCUAUAGUAUAUAAAUAUAGGAUUCAGUAGCCAACACUACCAUAAGGUAAAGCAUUAUUUCUAGCUGCUGAGAUGCCUUAGAUAACUCAUGACUUACAGAACAUUUUUCCAGGAACAGUAAUGUUUAAAGUCCCUGAUACUGAGCUUCCAAACUAUUGAAAAUCUUGGUUAGCAGGGUUUUAUUAUUAUUAUUAUUUGUACAGAGAGCAGGAACUCCUUCUGAAAAUAGUUUGCUUAAUGGAACUUUGUUCCAAUACAAACCAGAAUAGACUUCUGCUCUCAGUAAUACUAGUGACAAUUCAGAUCAGCCCUGUGCAAAGUCCAGAUAAUGGAGGGCAAAAUAUACUUCAUUUCCUUCCAUGUUGUGUUCUCUUUUAUCGUUGGCAAUGUUUUAAGGUGUAAAGACUCCAAACUACAACCAUAUUUUUUGUGCUUUUUUUAAACCCCCCCCCCCCGAAAAGUCUUUGCAAUGCCUGCCAGUCCUUGGAUCACGUGACUUCACCAGCCUUUAUCUCCCGCUUUUGAGCCACAGUUUUUCCCUGCUCAUCUGUGUAAUCUCACAUUGUGAUUUGUUCACUUACAUGCUUAUUUUUCUCCUCAAAGAAGAUUUGCUGAAUCAUCAGGGAGGAGGCAAGAGUUCUAGAGGCAGCUGGGGGCCAGUGAUAAAACCACGGCCACAUCCAGUCUUCAGGGUUUGUAGAUGACAACCCUUCAGUUGAAGGCCUGAGUCACAUUCCCUUCCGAGCUAAGAUUGCUGGGGACAUUGGGAUUGAGGAAGUGGGAGGUAGUGCCCUGAAAUGUAAAUUAUUGAUU